Messenger RNA from Eremothecium cymbalariae DBVPG#7215, 873 nucleotides. RefSeq names its product ribonuclease (gene NUC1). The transcript has a single exon. Gene Ontology annotation, biological process: apoptotic DNA fragmentation. The coding region runs from base 1 to 873 and encodes 290 amino acids. Gene Ontology annotation, cellular component: mitochondrial inner membrane; nucleus. The record is from RefSeq and is a predicted model, not a curated record. NCBI's taxonomy places the organism in Eukaryota, Fungi, Ascomycota, Saccharomycetes, Saccharomycetales, Saccharomycetaceae. Gene Ontology annotation, molecular function: single-stranded DNA endonuclease activity; metal ion binding; RNA endonuclease activity.
AUGAGUUAUAAGAAUAUAUUCACUGGUGUGCUAGGUGCUGGUGUGUUAGGAUCUAUAUUUUUGAAGGGUUCAUCCAACGUACCCGCAACUCCUGCUCCUCCGCCUCAAUUGACAGAUCCUGUCAACGUUGACCCGGCAAAGUUCUUUAAGUAUGGAUUUCCAGGCCCUACUCAUGACUUGGAGAACAGACAAGGAUUUAUUUCGUGCUAUGAUAGAAGAACCAGGAAUCCUUACUGGGUUGUUGAACAUAUUACGGCGGAGUCUUUAAAAUUGAAAAAUGGAAAUAGAAAGAAUGUUUUUUUUAAGGAAGAUGAAGCUAUUCCUGAAAUGUUUAGAGCAAGGUUGCGGGAUUAUUUUAGAUCUGGGUAUGAUAGGGGGCAUUUAGCACCAGCUGCUGAUUUUAAGUAUUCCCAGAAUGCUAUGGAAGAAAGUUUUUAUUUAUCAAAUGUUUGCCCGCAACUCCACGAUGGUUUUAACGCCGGUUAUUGGAUGUAUCUCGAACAAUAUUGUCGUCGUUUGGCUAUGAAGUAUGGCAGCUUACACAUAGUUAGUGGGCCUCUAUAUUUGCCAAAAAAGGAUCCAGUUGAUGGGAAGUUCAGAGUUACCUAUGAGGUCAUCGGAAAUCCUCCUAAUGUUGCUGUUCCGACGCACUUUUUCAAAUUGCUUUUAGCAGAUAAUGGUAAAUUAUAUGCAGGUGCAUAUGUAUUACCAAAUGAACCAAUUCCACAAUCUGCUAAAUUGUCUGAAUUUGAAGUUCCAAUUAAUGCAUUAGAACGUUCUACUGGGCUGCAGUUUUUGCAAAAAGCUAAAUAUGAAAGACUUCCAGUAGAAGAUGGAAUGAUAAAACUUAUUGCAGAAACAGUUUAUGAUUAG